CGAGAUCGUUUUUCUGGCUCUGAUGCCAUGUUAAACACGGCUGAAUUGAAUAGUAAGGGAAUUUCUUAUUCACUGGAUUAAUUUUCAUUACACAUUAGGCACCACUUUAUAGUAUAAGGAAUAUACAAGGUAAAUAUUCUCUAAUUACUCUAAUUGAUUGCUAUCUCCUAUGUAUGGUAAGGUAUAAUCUUGAGCAUAUCUCUUGUGUAAUUAGGAGAAUAUCUCGUGAUCUCCUCAAUCUUCUCCAACAAGUAUGAAUGAAGCACUAGCAGCUCCGAUCACUACCAUUUCCUUUCCCACUUCUUCGCUGACAUAUCUAAAUUUAAAAUUCAAACUGCUGCUACAAUUCUACGAUUCAGAGCUAUUAGGUCUAAAACCCCUCAUUUCAAUUCAAUCUCCGCCUCUUAUGAAGAGUGAUUUGGAAGAGCGGGUGGCAAGGAUGGAGCUGAAAGGGAGUCCCGCCGAGUGGGCCCCUCACUCGCGCUGCUGGAUCGGCUGGCCUGAACGGCCAGACAAUUGGCGUGAUAAUGCCGUGCAUGCUCAACGCGUCUUUACUAAAGUGGAAACUGCAAGUUCAAGAUUUGAACCAGUUACUGUAUGUGCCAGUUCUGUGCAGUGGAAGAAUGCGCGUGGUCACUUGCCGGAACAUAUCAGGGUGGUUGAGAUGAGCAUGAAUGACUCUUGGCUUCGUGACUUUGGCCCAACGUUUGUUAUCAGAAAUAGUUUCUCUGAUAAAGAGAAGUUAGGCAGCAAGGUUGCAGGAAUUGACUGGAACUUCAAUGGCUAUGGUGGCAUGGAUGAAGGUUGUUAUGAUGAUUGGAGCCUUGACUUACUUAUAGCUCAUAAGGUUCUGGAAAUUGAAAAUGUUCCAAGGUUUUCUCAUUCUAUGAUUCUUGAAGGUGGAAGCAUUGAUGUUGAUGGAGAAGGUCCUUUCCAUGUACUGGCAUACAGAAAACUGCUAGUGACCAAUUCAAUGCUUUUUUUCUCCACCCUAGCUAAAUAUUCAACCUUCAUCAUUCACUUAUAAUAUUUGGUUGAUGUCUGAGUCCAGAUUGUCAGACUCGAAGAUGCUCGUGAGAUUGUGCUUGGCGGAGGAAAUGUACAUUGCAUCACCCAGCAGCAACCAGCUUCGCCAUAAAUCUAAAGCUUCAAGGGCAGCAAUUACAACAACGUCGUGAGAUUAUACAUAAAAUUUAUUUGUUAAAAUGCAGUCUCAAAUAAAAAAGUGACAUUAUUAAAAUUAAGUUGCAUUGUAAUAUACUUUCAUCUUUCGAGAAUGUAGAUUUAUGAAUGGAUCAUAUCCUAGAAAA
Salvia splendens (bonfire salvia) is the source of this 1310-nucleotide messenger RNA. Its product is annotated as agmatine deiminase. The record is from RefSeq and is a predicted model, not a curated record. Gene Ontology annotation, biological process: putrescine biosynthetic process. The transcript has 7 exons. The coding region runs from base 254 to 1027 and encodes 257 amino acids. Lineage: Eukaryota; Viridiplantae; Streptophyta; Magnoliopsida; Lamiales; Lamiaceae. Gene Ontology annotation, molecular function: protein-arginine deiminase activity; agmatine deiminase activity.